CAAGCGAUAUUAGACCUUUCUUCCUGGUCUUUUAGCCAUGGCCUCCAACCUAGCGGUGCGGGUGGCCUCCCCCAGCAGCCAACUGGAGAUCUCUGUGGAUGCCACCACCACCGUGGCUCAGCUGCUGCAGCAGUUGCCGAGAUCUGAGACCUCCUGGGGCGUCCGGAUGCUCUCCUGUGGGGUUCAGCAGCUGGGAGAGGGCGAGAUGCUGCAGGAGGUUUUGUCCUCGCAAGCUCAGUGUGGCGAGGUGCCGCUACUGAGCUUGGCGGAUUAUUCAGAGUUGGGACCACGUCUCAGCCGUACAGAGGUGUGCCGCAUUCCAAGGAUAGAAUACCGUGGCAUCACCGUCGAGCAGCUCUGCAUAUUAGCGGGCUUCACUUCUGAAAUGGCUCCCUUGUGGUGUGAGAUGUUUGGGGAGAAAGCUGGCGAUUCACUGAAGCCCGAGACCUUCAACCUGUACCAUUUGUGCCACUGGGUGUUGAUCCCGUCCACCGCAGUGUCUUGUUGCAGCCUAGUGGAAUUGAUGGCCACCGAUGCCAAUCAACAACGGCCCACUUGGUAUAUCAGCUUGAGUUGGAUCACUUCGCUUUGCAGGUUUGUCGAGUGUGUACGGAGGCAUGCUUCGGUUCGGAAGUUCCCACGGCAAGGAGCCUAUUUCGAACUUGGGUGUGCAAACAACCAACAUGUUUUUGGGGAGGAGGAUGAUAUGCUGAACCCACGAGUCGCGAGAUUUGCUCGUGCAUUGGGCAACUGCCAUGGAAUGUUGCUGGUAUUGGACAGUGAGUUCACACCAGGACAAAGGAUGUGGUCUCUGUUUGAGCUUGCGCUGGUCGUCGAGCGGCGUGACACCAAGACUCCCAUCUUGUUGGAUGUUGGCACCGCAAUGGACAGCCAUGCCAGUCUACUCACCGACGGUCUCACUACAGAGGAACAACAAAUGUCACCACUCCGUGGCAUGCGCCACAAGGCAUGCCGUGAAGCAAAUUUUCCGGCCAGGCUUCUUGAAAAGGUUUUGAUGCUGAAUAUAAGUCAGGCAUCCUGCGCCGUGAUCACGGACAAAGAGCGGAUCUUGAACGCAAUAGCUUUUCCAGAAUGGAAAGAUGACGAGCUGUUUAACCAGGUUCCCCCGAGCGAUCACGCAAAUUAUGAUCGGGUGAACAGUGCCAUUGGUUCGCACGUUGCCUUGGCCUGCUGGUACGCGAUAGAGAGAAACCUUUCGCUGACCCGUGGGGAUGCCUGGUGUGAUGUUUUGACACGCACGUUGCAGUGCGAUCGGACUCGAAGGCUCGUUCAACUCUCCUUCACCGGCUGCCACCACUUCAACGAUAGAAAGUUAGAGGUUCUGGUCUCACAUUUACCUCCUGCUUUACGAAUCCUCCGCUUGGACUUGGCGUUUACUGGUAUUUCCACCUUGGAUUGCUUCGGGGCGCUUGGUGCACUUCCCAUCGCAAGCCUUUCGCUCUCUUUCACUGGCUCACCCUUGUGUUGUGUGAAAGGACUGGGAUGUGUUUUGCCCCAGCUGCAACUGCGAGAAUUGCAUCUUUGCCUCUCCAAGCUCAACUUCCUCGGCGACAUCGAGAGCCUCAUCACUGCCCUGCCAUGUCUUCGUCUUAACGACUUAGAUCUCACAGUGAAUUUGUGUCCGAUGCUCACUGAAUCCGCCCUCCUGGAGAUACAGAACGCCGCCAACCAACGGAGCUGGUGGCGCAGGCGGCGCUCAGUGAACUUUGGGUCCAAGCCGAGGCCCAGUGCGUUCUUCGGCGCCUUCAGCUUGCCGCGUUGGAUGAUUUGCGCUACGCCGCCGAGAGAACAUUUUGACCUCCAGUCGCCCGCAGCUUUGGCCGCCUUGCUGAAGUGUGCAGACAUCCGGCUGGUGCGAGGCGAGUUUCUUUUGGAGCUGCAUGCCGACGGCCAGAACUUUGUACGGCGUCAAGAAGCUGAACACAUGAUGACCAUGUCUGGCCGUAGUGCACUGGUGACCCAUGAGGAAGUACAUGACUGGAGUGUGGGUCGCGAGGUCUUUUGGCACGACGAGGCAACGCCAGAGCAUCGCAGGCCAUGCCAACGCACUCGGAUUUUCAGUGUCUCACAUUGCUGGGAAUCCAGAGAACAUCCCGACCUCAAACACAUUGCCAGUAAUUUGUUCGAUCUUUUUUGGGGGUGUUUCGGGUUUUGGUAGACGUUUGGUGCAAAACAUGGUAGAUGUUUGUGCUCCUUUGGGGAGGAUAGGCAGCUGAUCUCAGGAUCCCUUUGGGCAUCAGCUCAGCAUUCUAGCUUCAGAAGUCAAUGCGACCGACUGGUACUUCAUCGACUACAUGUCGUUGUGUCAGUACCGACGCACACCUGAGCAGACCGAGAGCUUUCAGCUUGCCAUGAGCAACAUGCAUGUGCUCUACGCUCAUGACUUCACGGCAACACUUCGGAUUGAAGAACUCACUCCACCUCACGUGCGAGAACAAAACAACUUGAGGAGAGUGACCAUCUACCAUGAUGCAACGGCCACCGUGCGGGAAGUCUCUGUGGCAGAGCUUUGUGCCAACUGGGCACUCUAUGCCCAACGAGGCUGGUGUCAAGCUGAAGCCCAAUGGUCUCAGACGCGUAGCUUGCCCGCUUCCUGGGUGAUUCCGCAACCAAGGGGCAAUGAACUUGACGGCCGAGCACCAAUGGCCCCAGAGACUUUCCAAGAACUGGUAGAAGCGGACGAGUUGGUGUUCACCCAUCGUGAUGAUCUGAAGGAAGUCGUGCGGCUUCAGAAAGAUGUCUUCUUGGAAAAGGCCAUGGAGGCCUCCGAAUUGGUGUUGGAGAAGCUUUCUCCUCGUGAGUUCUUGGUGCUUGCCACGGCCCUUCCGUACUAUUGUUCGUUGGAUCGCUUGGUGAUUAAGAACAGUGAGAUGGGGCUGGAUGGGGCCCGAGCACUGGCAGAAGCCCUCCGAACGAACACGGUGCUGAAGAGCUUUAGCCUGGAACACACGCUCAUUGCUGAGGGAGGUCUUUUGGAGCUGGCCGAUGCUUUGAAGAAUACCACUGUGCUGCAGUGGUGUGCUUUCGAGGGAAUCACCAUGGGUCACUUGGAGAGAGCGGAGCUGGUGCAGGUGGAGAAGACCAACCGAUAUUUGCAGAUUUUGUACUGAGGCCAUUUGAGGCGCACUUGGCACUCGGCCAAUGCGCUGUUUCAGCCAACAUCUCGUGAUUGUGAGACCGUUUGGGGCAUCAUUUGCACCAGCCCCCCAUCGAAAGAUUAAAAGGAGGCAAGCAAGCAAACAGAUUGCAUUUUGCUCUCCAGCACCACCAAGGAUGCAAACGCCCGGUGAAGGUUUGCAAAAUCCUUCAUUUUAGGCGACACAGAUUCCGGCCACCAAAAGGGCAACUUGAAGACCAGUCCUCGUGCAUCUUGAAAACUGAUUUAUGAAAAACUCC
This is a messenger RNA of Durusdinium trenchii, 3417 nucleotides long. NCBI's taxonomy places the organism in Eukaryota, Dinophyceae, Suessiales, Symbiodiniaceae. The record is from the annotation of a GenBank genome assembly.